AUGACAGGUGAUCACAUCGAUCUCAUUGGCAAUUUAUCACCAUUAGAAUAUGAAAAAAACGGAAGUACGAAUUGCAUUCUCGGAAAACCUCAGGAAUCGAGUCAAUCGCCGUGGUCAAUUGCAAAGACUCUAUUGUUUCCUGUUAUUCUCAAGCCUGGACCAAUGGAGAGUCAAGUGGUGGAACUCACGGAGGCGGAACAGGCCCAGCACCAACUACAGAUGGAGCAGCAGCUCAAGUCAUUUUGGGCCAAACAGCUGCUGGAGAUGGAGCAGCUUGAAGUCGGCAGUGAACAAGACUUUAAGAAUCAUAAUGACCUGCCACUGGCACGCAUCAAGCGUAUCAUGAAGUCAGACGAGGAUGUUCGUAUGAUUAGUGCAGAGGCACCAGUUCUGUUUGCUAAGGCCUGUGAAAUGUUUAUUCUGGAACUCACAUUGCGCUCGUGGGGUUACUCGGAGAAAAACAAACGGCGAACGCUGCAAAAGGAAGACAUCCAGACGGCUAUUCGGAACACAGACAUCUUUGAUUUUCUUGUGGAUGUAAUCAACUAA
Molecule: messenger RNA, 549 nt
Organism: Peronospora belbahrii
Lineage: Eukaryota; Oomycota; Peronosporomycetes; Peronosporales; Peronosporaceae
Source: the annotation of a GenBank genome assembly